Molecule: messenger RNA, 744 nt
Organism: Eimeria necatrix
Lineage: Eukaryota; Apicomplexa; Conoidasida; Eucoccidiorida; Eimeriidae
Exons: 8
Coding region: 1-744 (247 amino acids)
Source: RefSeq, a predicted model, not a curated record
AUGACAGUUCUACACGGGGCCGCCUGUGCCGGGUUCUGUUUUGGCCCGAUAGCGGCCAUUUAUAAAGCUACAAACCUAUCGGACCAAACGGGCACGAAGAAGCUGCUGGCCCUCGCCACCGCCUUUUACUUUGUUAAUCUUUUCGGAAAGAGUUUGAUUGUCGCCACCCUUCUCCCCUCGACGUGCGAGAGCUCAUUCCUCUGCAGCGCCAUAAUAGACCUUGUGACUGUUGUGAUGGAGCUGACAAGCAUAAAAUAUAUUCUCAACAGCAAGAAAGCUUUGGCUUACUCCUCUGAGACCCGUCUGCUGUGCAUCGGCUUGGGCUGGGCUUUGGGACAAGUCCUGUGCAGUAACGGACACCUCCUCUUGAGAGCCAUCGGAGGUAACUCGUUUCAUUGGGAAGGCGUCUACCAGGCAAUGCAGUCGAGUCUUUCGCCAAUAUCUUAUCUGUCUAUCACUGCUCUGAUGUUUCUGUCCACCCGCCGCCACUUGCCUAUGACUUCUCGUGCGGGUUUGGUUUUCUUGGCGUCGCUCCUCGCCCCCUGGACCCUCGUGCAGCGGCACGGACUUGGCCUGUAUAAUCCACCACAGAGAUUUCUGGCGGAAGAUAUAACGCCAGCUUGCUGGCUUUCUUUAGUCCUGCAUGCGGCAGUCUCAAUUUCGGUUGGCAUCACCACCUACCUUACGCUGAGGGCUGGGCACGGCAAGAGCAGACCGACAUCAACAGCACAAAAAACGGACUGA